GGCCGCCCGGUCUCCAGCGAUCGCGCGGAUGGCGGCGCUGGCGGCUCUGGCCAAGAAGGUGUGGAGCGCGCGGCGCCUCCUGGUGCUGCUGCUGGUGCCGCUGGCUCUGCUGCCCAUUCUCUUCGCCCUGCCGCCCAAGGAAGGCCGAUGCCUCUAUGUCAUCCUGCUCAUGGCGGUGUACUGGUGCUCAGAGGCCCUGCCCCUGUCAGUGACGGCUCUUCUGCCCAUCAUCCUCUUCCCCUUCAUGGGCAUUCUGCCCUCCAGCAAGGUCUGCCCCCAGUACUUUCUCGACACCAACUUCCUCUUCCUCAGCGGCCUGAUCAUGGCCAGCGCCAUAGAGGAAUGGAACUUGCACCGGAGAAUCGCCCUCAAGGUCCUCAUGCUGGUUGGGGUCCAGCCUGCAAGGCUCAUCCUGGGGAUGAUGGUGACCACGUCAUUCCUGUCUAUGUGGCUGAGCAACACGGCCUCCACCGCAAUGAUGCUACCCAUCGCCAGUGCCAUCCUCAAAAGCCUCUUUGGCCAGCGUGAAGCUCGGAAGGACCUUCCCCGGGAAGGUGACGAGAGCACAGCUGCUGUGCGAGGAAAUGGACUGCGAACAGUGCCCACGGAGAUGCAGUUUCUUGCCAGUUCGGAAGGAAGUCACACUGAGGAUGCAGAGGCCCCCAUGGAGCUGCCUGAUGACUCCAAGGAGGAGGAACACCGCAGAAACAUCUGGAAGGGCUUCCUCAUUUCCAUUCCUUACUCCGCCAGCAUCGGGGGCACUGCCACCCUCACGGGCACCGCCCCCAACCUCAUCCUGCUCGGCCAGCUCAAGAGUUUCUUCCCACAGUGUGAUGUGGUGAAUUUUGGCUCCUGGUUCAUCUUCGCCUUCCCUCUCAUGCUGUUGUUCCUACUGGUGGGCUGGCUCUGGAUCUCCUUCCUCUAUGGUGGAAUGAGCUGGAGAAGUUGGAGGAAGAAGAAAUCCAAGAUACGAGCUGACGCAGAGGACCAGGCUAAAGCGGUGAUCCAGGAGGAGUUCCAGAACCUGGGGCCCAUCAAGUUUGCUGAACAGGCCGUCUUCAUCUUGUUCUGCACAUUUGCCAUCCUCCUCUUCUCCCGGGACCCCAAGUUCAUCCCUGGCUGGGCCAGCCUCUUCGCCCCUGGGUUUGUCUCGGAUGCUGUCACCGGUGUGGCCAUUGUCACCAUCCUGUUCUUCUUCCCUUCCCAGAAGCCCUCACUCAAGUGGUGGUUUGACUUCAAAGCUCCCAACUCAGAGACAGAGCCCCUGCUGAGCUGGAAGAAGGCCCAGGAGACAGUGCCCUGGAACAUUAUCCUUCUUCUAGGAGGUGGCUUUGCCAUGGCCAAGGGCUGUGAGGAGUCUGGGCUAUCAGCAUGGAUCGGUGGACAGCUGCACCCCCUGGAGCAUGUACCCCCACUGCUGGCAGUGCUGCUCAUCACCGUGGUCAUCGCCUUCUUCACGGAGUUUGCCAGCAACACGGCCACCAUCAUCAUCUUCCUGCCUGUCCUGGCAGAGCUGGCCAUCCGACUGCGUGUGCACCCCUUGUACCUGAUGAUCCCAGGCACAGUCGGCUGCUCCUACGCCUUCAUGCUGCCAGUCUCAACACCCCCAAACUCCAUUGCCUUCUCUACUGGACACUUGCUGGUCAAAGACAUGGUGCGGACGGGCCUCCUGAUGAACCUGAUGGGUGUCCUGCUGCUCAGCCUGGCCAUGAACACCUGGGCACAGACCAUCUUCCAGCUGGGCACCUUCCCAGACUGGGCCAACACCCAUGCUGCUAACGCCACCGCACUGCCACCAGCCUUGACCAACAACACAGUUCAAACCCUCUGAGCCCUGCUGGGGACUUCUUUUUAGACUGGGCCUUCUUCCCCAGAGGGCUGUUGCUGUCACUUGCUGCUAGGAGCCUCCAAGCUGAUCAAGCAAUUCUUUCCUGUAAUCUGAUAGGAGGCAGCAAGCAAGGACUUCCUCCAGUGGUUCCCUGGAGCCACGGGCUCACUGUCUGCAGCACCUUCUCUUUCUUUCUCAUGCAAUUCAAAGCCAGCUAUCUCCUGCACUCGCUGCCUGUGGCCUGCGGAACAAGCUUUUUUCACCAAGCUGGCCUCUGGCCAGGGUGCAGGAAAGUCCACGUCAGCCACCAGGAGCAAAGCUGAAAUGGCAUUUGUUUUGCACACCUGGGGCCAGGGGUAUCGAUACUCACGGCUGCCAUUGGCUUUAGGUCUCUGGAGACAUCGCCACUCCAGAGACAGGAGAGGCUUUGAGACUCCAAAGCUCCUGGCCAGAUGUUACAGCUGUUCGCAGCAGGCUAGAUUCUGCCCUCUCUUUUUAACCAUCUCCCUUGUAGAUGAGCCGGGCCACUAGAGAUUAGCUUCCAUUGCCUGAGGCAGAGGUGGGACACAGGUCUUCCUGGAGUCUCUCUGCUGCUUUCCCCAGCCUCCCAAGCAACACACCAUGGGGGAGAGGGGGUGUCAAGAAACCCCAGCUCACACAUCUACCCAAGAUGCUUGGGGUUCUCUCUCUCUCUCUCUCUCUCUCUCUCUCUCUCUCUCUCUCUCUCUCUUUCAUCUGAUUCUCUUAGGCCCUAGCUCUAGGUCAGCCCUGCUGGGCCCUUGAGAGGGGCUCUGUGGCUGCAGAGCUGUUUUUACCCUGACAACUGGGUUUGUCCUCCCUACUCCCACCCCAAGUGAUCAAUACGUCUUAUUUGCAAAAGCCAUGGUCUUCAGGGGUGAGAGAAAAAACUAAAGGUCAGCGGAGACCUCAGAGAAAACCGGGGCAGUGUCUUAGGCCAGAAGUAUGCUGUAACAUUGUAACAUUGUGACAAAGUAACAUUGUGCAGAUGGAGACACCCCACCUCUCUCCACCCCACCCCGCCCAGGACAGCCUUCCACUAGAGGCUGAAGCCAGGAAGCAGACAGUUGCUGUCCUUAUUCCUGUUAAAAGCCUCUGGCACUGUGAACAACGCAGUGUGGGGACAGUGGGCGACUCAGAACUCUGCUGGCACCUGGGGGUGGAGCCAUCACUUCCUCCAGAGGGUGGACAUCCCGGGGAUAGCACAAGUGAGUCAGAGUGUUUUCCCAGAGCUGGGGUGGAGGGGGCCCUGAGCGGGAGGUGACUGAAUCAGCUUCAGCAUGUCCUGGGGCUGGAUGGCGGUAUCCCUCAGGGGACAAGGACGGACAUGCACAAAGAGAACCACAGCCUUGGGACCAUAGGAUUCAUGAUUUCUGAUACUGCUGAUCAAAAAUGCGCUCAAAUAAAGAAUGUUGGUCAAUACUGGA
Molecule: messenger RNA, 3273 nt
Organism: Mus caroli (Ryukyu mouse)
Lineage: Eukaryota; Metazoa; Chordata; Mammalia; Rodentia; Muridae
Gene: Slc13a3
Product: solute carrier family 13 member 3
Biological process (GO): succinate transmembrane transport; citrate transport
Cellular component (GO): plasma membrane
Molecular function (GO): sodium:dicarboxylate symporter activity; succinate transmembrane transporter activity; citrate transmembrane transporter activity
Source: RefSeq, a predicted model, not a curated record